This is a messenger RNA of Achroia grisella, 1844 nucleotides long. Its product is annotated as retinol dehydrogenase 14-like. The transcript has 5 exons. Lineage: Eukaryota; Metazoa; Arthropoda; Insecta; Lepidoptera; Pyralidae. The coding region runs from base 142 to 1152 and encodes 336 amino acids. The record is from RefSeq and is a predicted model, not a curated record.
ACUUGUAUGUUGUGUUUGUAGUUUUGGACUGUAGAAUUGUUCAUUCGUCUCAUUGUUCACUUCACAUCAUUACCACUUCUAAGAAACUUGUGUAAAAUAAUUAUAUAACUUAAUAAAGUUAACACAAUUAAACAUUAAGCAAUGGUGUCGCAGUCGGUAUUGUAUGUAGCUGUGCCAAUUUCAGUGGUAGUGGCAAUAAGUUUAGUGCGCAAAUGGAGAUCAAGGAACUGGGCGAAGUGUGCAAGCAAUACUUGUUUGAGAGGUAAAACUUUCCUGAUCACUGGAGCCAGCAGCGGUAUCGGUAUGGAAACUGCUAAAGCUCUAGUGUAUAGAAAGGCGCGAGUGAUACUCGCUUGUCGGGAUAUGGACAAGGCAAAAGAGAUUGUCGCUGAUAUUAGGAAGAAGCAACCAAGGGGAGGAGAAUUGAUACCCAUACACUUGGAUCUAUCAUCAUUGGACUCUAUUGAGAAGUUUGUAGAAGUGAUAAAAGCAGGCUUCAACAAAAUAGAUGUUCUAAUUAAUAAUGCUGGUGUUUAUGCACCAUUGAAACAAGAUUUAAAAACCAAAGAUGGAUUUGAGAUACAUUUUGGAGUGAACUACUUAGGACACUUUCAUUUGACAAAUUUGUUAUUAGAUCACCUGAGAAGGGCUACACCUAGCAGAAUAGUCAUAGUAUCAUCUACUCUUCAUGAGAAAGGUCAAAUCAACUUUGACGAUCUGAAUCUUAAAGCAGAGAUAGAAGAGGCCAAAAGGGGGAAGAGUAGUCGCCACAACCCUGGCUACUGCAACUCCAAAUUGAUGAACUACUAUCAUAUGAAAGCUUUGACGGAACGGCUCGGUGGAUCUGGUAUUGAUGUUAAUGCUUGCUGUCCAGGAUUCUGCAAUACUGGCUUGUUCAGAAAUACUAUCAGAUGGUACCACUACAUUUUAAUGGCUCCAGUGUGCCUGCUAUACAUGAGAUCAGCUAAACAAGGCUCCGAAACAGUGGUAUACUGUGCCAGUGACUACAGAAUUGAAGGUGUAACUGGCAGAUUUUACAGAGAUUGUAGCGAGUACGAUUCCAGUCAUACAAUUGAUAAAGAUGUGGAAAAGAAACUCUGGGAGGUCUCGGAGGAACUGGUGAAAGCGAGAAAGCCUAUCCCGAUAGUUUAAAUAAUAAUUAAUUGUUUAACUUCCUAAUGCCUCUAGUGCCAUUUUUAGUCUGUUGGGAUCUUAAUACUAUUGUUUGAAGGUUCAUGUAUAUUUAUGUAUUUUAAAAGUCUGUGACAUAAACAUAAUUUUUCAAUAUAUUUAUUGUCCUUUUUCUGUAAAUAUCUAAUGUGUAAGAAUGUACGCGCUAAAUGUAACUGUCUUUAAAUAUAUAUAGAUAAUUUAAAGACUAUAUGAAUUCUUAUUUUUUAUCAUAUUAAUGAUUAUUAUCUUUUGGCAUUGAACAUUGCUGGAUUUAGGAAGCAAUCCAUUUCGCAAAAUCGAUUGGAGAAUUAACAAUGUCAGUUUUUAGAUAUUAUUGACACACGUAAUUUUAUUUAACAUGAACAUGUUAUUCCUAUCUAUCUAUCUAUAACAUACCAUAAUCUAUAGACUACGCCUAAUUCCUUGGUAAUAUUGUUAAUAUGUAAAUGCGUGAUACCUCACGCAUGUCUAGUGUUGCAACGUUGAUGUUAAUUUUCUGUCGUAGUAACUAAAGAGAUAGCCAUAAAAUGAAAUACAAUAUUCUAUGGCAUGGGGAUGAUGAUGAUGGUCCUGAGAGAUAUGAGAUGGGGUUCCUCUAUCUUCAAAAUGUUUUUAUUUGCCGUUUACUUGUUUAAACACGAAUUUUUCAGUAAACUAUUUAAUAACUUCUU